Molecule: messenger RNA, 781 nt
Organism: Caenorhabditis elegans
Lineage: Eukaryota; Metazoa; Nematoda; Chromadorea; Rhabditida; Rhabditidae
Gene: C01B10.44
Product: DUF38 domain-containing protein
Exons: 3
Coding region: 51-716 (221 amino acids)
Source: RefSeq, marked reviewed
AAUUUUCUAUAUUUUGCUCGUUUCUUUCUCUACAACUUGAUCUUCUUGUAAUGUCAUUAUCUCCAACUAUCAAUAAAAUUAUGAAUAUCUGCUUAUCCGAUUUCAAAGAUUCUGGAUAUUUCUACCCAAUGGUUCAAUCAAUUUUAUCAAAAACAUCCACAAAAUCGCCAGAAUCAUUGAUGAAAAUCAUUUCAAGGAAAUUCACUCAAGAAUCUCUAUCAUGGCCAGAUGUCUUUAAGGAAGUUGAGACAAUACUUCGAAACGAAUAUCUCAAAAUUUCCGAUUUGCGAUUAUUUGAAAACAAUCCACAGUUAUUGAAAAUUGCCAUCAACAGGAAUAUUCCCAAUUCUGGAAUUUUUGCAAUUGAAUUUCACGGAUCAAAAGCCUAUCUGAUUUUCAAUCGUCAGUUGAUAGCUCAAGUUGACGCGUCUAAUUUGGCCAUGUUCUACGCAAAAUAUUUGAUAGAAAUUGGAUUCAAUCAUUUCCGGGUUUCUGUCUUUGAGUGCUCCAAUAGAUUCAAAAAUCGACAUGAUCAGCUCAUUUGCUUUUUGGAACAUUUUCGAACUGAAACGAAGUUGAUGCCAGGAAAUUGUUCAGUUGACUGCUAUGAAGAAUAUCAUUUUCACUUCGAAGAAAAGAAUGGAAGCCAUAUUUAUUUUAAAAAGCGUAUUCAUACUCAUAUCACUCAAUCCAUGUCCGAUGAAGUUAUUUGGUAACUAGAAUUUUGUUGUUUUAUUUGACAUAAUAAAACAUUUUUCUCGAUUUUUAUUCUGUAAUAAAG